Penicillium verrucosum is the source of this 3528-nucleotide messenger RNA. RefSeq lists its product as uncharacterized. Gene Ontology annotation, molecular function: ATP binding; ATP hydrolysis activity; DNA binding. The record is from RefSeq and is a predicted model, not a curated record. The coding region runs from base 1 to 3528 and encodes 1175 amino acids. Gene Ontology annotation, cellular component: nucleus. The transcript is spliced from 4 exons. Lineage: Eukaryota; Fungi; Ascomycota; Eurotiomycetes; Eurotiales; Aspergillaceae.
AUGAACAUCGUAUCAAAUCUACCGAUGGCUAUGGGAACCGACGAACCGCAAGUCAUACAUCCCUUCUUUCGACAAGAAUUCGGUGUCUCAGCCAAAUCUACACCCUCAAACGAGCCAAUCUCGCCCGCGAAUACCCACGUACAUGAGCUUCGACCGAUAAGCAGCCAAAGCUCUACGCAUGAGCAGGGGCUCCAGCCCCCGGAGAAUCACCAUCCAAAUGUCCAAAAAAUUCACAGGGAGAGUUCUGUGGAUCUCGUCGAAGACUUGAAUGAGGAUCGGAGGAAGAGGCGAAGGACGGACAAAGCCCAAACCAUCGAACCCACCACUACUUCCAGUAUUGGUCUCUCAGACUGCCUCGACCCUAGCGUGACCAACAGUACGAUUUUGUCAACUGAUCGUCCUCACGAAACCGAAGGUAAUUUCUCUCUACCUCACACCGAGGAUCCGCUGGCGGAGACCCAACUUCCUGCAGAUGAAACUCCGCCAAUGGCACCUGCCGAGAACGAGAAACCAGAGGGUCCAACUAAAUUCGAAGGGAGGGUUCCUGUCGUCACCCGCUUCCAGUCCUCCACGAGAGACAAAAAGAGAGCGACAGGGAAACGGGGAAGGCCUCGGAAGGUUGAGCGCAAGGUGGUGACAAUCAGGUAUAGCAUCGACAAAGAAAAAAAUAUCGGGAAAUUGGUCGACGAUAUCCUAGAUGGCCGAGCGGUUCAAAAGCCCCCUGCCACUGUACCCACUGUACCCUCUGUUCAGCCGCCCAAGGCGAAAAGCCAACCUCGAAAGCCCACACACCCGUUCUUCAGCAAGAAAUCAGCACAGAAACCCGGUCCUACGAGUUUGAAUGGAUCCCAAUCGGACAAUUCAGAUAUCAGCGCGAGCGUGCUCCCAAGCCAAACCACAGCUGUGGCCCCGGACAAGAAGCGGAUAGUAGCAGCUUCAGGAAGUUCGUUUGCUAGCUUUCCCCGUCGUGUCUCUAAGUUCGCCGAACUGCUUGAUCCCCUUUGGCCACCGCAAGAUCUUGUGCAUGUCAGAGACGUUCACUCACCCCCAGAUGUUAAUGAUCGUGUCUGGCAUACUACCCAGGACCGAAAAAAAUCCAAGGUCGCGGCUAUCUCAAUUAGAGACGAAGAAAACGUCCUUCUGGUUGGAACAGCUGAAGCCAGGAGGAUCGCUCGCCUGUCCAAGCAGGACUACGAUGCUUUAACUAUUCUUCGGCAUCCCGUACGACAUGUUGCUAGCAGUCAAGUCUUGCAUACAGCAAUGGAAAGACAGAUGUCGUGGUCCUCACCAAACCGCCAAUAUCCUUGGAAUUCUUCUAGUCCACCUCUUGCCAGACUUCGAUCAGCCCUACUCACAUCAGUUUCAGCUUUCGAUCGUGCAACCUACGAACCGCAUCUUUGGACACACAAGUACGCCCCACAGUCAGCCGAAGACGUCUUGCAGCUUGGCCGUGAACCACAGAUGCUUCGAGACUGGCUACGGCACCUCAAGAUCACAGCAGUGGACACCGGAAAAUCAUCGAAGGACAAUGCGAAAUCGAAAUCGAAGCGAGAGAAAAAGGCGAAAAAGCGCCAGAAAGCUGACAAACUCGAUGGCUUCGUUGUGUCAAGCGAAGAGGAGGCUUCUGAGAUGGACAAUUUCUCUGGCUCAGAUGACGAGUUAGCGGGCGGCGUGACCACAACACCUCAACGGACAGUCGUUAGGUCGGGUGACAUAGCAUCUGGUUUACAUGGAGCAGAAAGAAAGAUCCCAAUGACCAAUGCGAUUCUUCUUAGCGGCCCGGCUGGCUCUGGCAAAACCGCUUCUGUCUAUGCCGUUGCAAAAGAGCUUGAUUUUGAGGUUUUCGAGAUAAACGCUGGAAGCCGACGAAGUGCCCGAGAUAUGCUGGAGCGAGUCGGAGAUAUGACGCAAAAUCAUCUUGUUCAUCUCCUCAACGAAUCCGAGAAUGCAACAUACAACGACAAGGAUGCCGCUAAGCAAAACAAACUGAAGAGCUUUUUCAAAGGCACAUCCUCGAAAGCUAGCAAAUCAGCCCCCCAGUCUGGCGAACCUAAGCCCGAAACUGCGCCCAAACGCCCCCGGGAGCAAAAACAGUCUUUGAUCCUACUCGAAGAAGCCGACAUCCUUUUCGAUGAAGAUCGGCAAUUCUGGACUGGCGUUUUGACUCUCAUCAGUCAAUCUAAGCGACCGAUCGUCAUCACCUGCAACGAUGAGAGUUUAAUCCCUACUCAGGAUAUGUCUCUUCAUGCCAUAUUGCGAUACCGCAAGCCUGCUCAUGACUUUAGCAUCGAUUACCUGCUUUUGGUUGCCGCCAACGAGGGGCAUAUGUUAAAGCGAGAGGCUGUCACCAGACUUUAUCAAGGAUCCGGAAUGGAUCUUCGGAAGUCGUUGAUGGAUCUGAACUUCUGGUGCCAGAUGGGUGUCGGUAGCGAGAAAGCAGGUUUGGAUUGGCUGCUUCCUAGUUGGCCACCUGGGUCAAACGUGGAUCAUGAUGGGGAUCGACUUCGUGUUUUGAGCCUCAACACCUACGAGCGAUAUAUGGGCUGGUUCAAUCGUGAUAUGGUUGUGACCCAAGGUUCGUUGGAUGAAGAGACGGAAAUCAUCCGCAACAGUUUCCAAUCGUGGGGUGUCGGCCUGCAAGAUUCCGAAGACAUGGCUGGGAAGAAUGAAAUCGAACUUCUGUCUCCUGAUCAACUUCAGUCUAUUCCCAAGCCAACGCAGCUUGACAUCCUGUGCCGGGAAGCGGAUUACUAUGACAUGAGGAGUUCUCUCGACAUACUUUGCUCCAAUAUCUCCUUGGACGCGAGCAAUGAUGCGAUUGAUAUAUCCGCCCCACCCCCGCCAGAAGGCUUUAAAUCCAACUAUCUUGACAAUUACCCACUCCUGCACACAGAACUGCGAACGGAGUAUUCCUCACUCAGUGAAACUGUCAGUGCUACCUUUGGUGCGUUGAUAAGCCGAACUUUCCGUCCCACAACCGCCCAGGAUUUGGAAUCUUUAUAUGCCAACCGGGUCUUGAGCAAAUCCAUUGGCUCUGCAAUGCCUCUGCAAACCCCUCCAUCUACUCUUCCCCAAUUUCAGCGCAUCUUUGAACCCAUCAUGCGUGCCAACUACUCAAACCCUACACCAACAGCCCGCCAUGCCCCUUCAUUCGAGAAUGGACUUGCGCCGAUCACGGAAGAUUUGGCCCCGUACAUCCGCAGUAUCAUGGUCUUUGAUGGUCGUCUCCAGCAAUACCGCGAGAGGCUGUUUGCGCUCACAGCGCAGGAACAUGGGCGCGGCGAGCAGCGUUCCCGCACGACCCGUGCUAGUCGUGCGGCUCUUGAAGGAGGUAGCAAAGCCUCAACGCGCAAGGAGAGGUGGUUCGCUCUAGACACACCUUACUAUAAAGUGCAAGGCACUGCAGGGCCGGAGUGGCAGCAUGUCUUGUUCCAGAUGGGGUAUUUCCAUGUCCAACCUAUGCUUGAGCCAUCCCCCGAGUGCAGUGACCAUGUCUUGGGUGAUCAAGCCAUGGAGACUGCGGAGUGA